AUGAAGCAGGGUGCAAAUAGGAGCCUCUUAGACGGGAUCAGUGAGCUCUUCGGCUCAAAUCAAGACUCCGAUUGCGUGAUCGUCUUCUGUCAAGACACGAGCGCGCCAGCAGCAGAGCAAGCCAAGCAGGCCAGCAGUCGGAAAGCCUCGCCAGGUGCCGCGCAAUCGCGUGUUGCCGAGAGCCUGAUGUUCGGUGAGCCACUACCAGCUCAUCGGCUGGUUCUGCGCCUUGCAUCAGAGAGAUUUGCUGCUCAGCUGCAACGCUGGUCCGACAACACCAUACCUGGUCCUACCCGCACCGAUCAGAAUCCUGCAUGGAAGCCGGGGAAGCCAGAUUCCUCAUCUACAGCAGGCCCUGUCGACAGUCGCCCAUCCCUGCGCAUUCCGCUCGGGAGCGAGGAUGAGCUGCCGAGCGCCCGCGCCGCCAUCCAGUUCGCAUACACCGGUGAAGUCUCGACAACAACAAGCAGCGUCCGUGAAAUUCUGGGGGUGCGACGGCAGGCUGGGUAUCUACAAAUUAGCGGCUGUGCGGCCGCCUGCGAUGAGGCACUGCGGAAGAAGAUCGGAACCGAUCAUCACAUUACAAAAGGUGCCGCCGCCGCUGCUACCGCCGCUGUCACGGUACAGCGCCAGGAACAACAUCGUGCCAUGCUGGAGCUGCUAGAGUGCCAGGACCUGUGGCCGGACCUUGAAGUGGAGCCAACCUUCGCUGCCAUUCUUCGCUGUGUUCGACCUCACCUCGUUUGCAGCUUUCGGGAUGCACCGACAGUCCUGAACAACUCAUCCCUGAAGCAGCACUUCCUGGAGCUGCCCGCGGUAGCCCUUGUGGAAUUGCUGUCGUCCAGCGACUUCGGAACGGACAGCGAGUCCACCAUCCUGCUGUUGCUGGCGGUCUGGAUGGAACGCAACUACGACCGCACAGAUGCGAAGACCCGAGAACGGUUGUGUCGUGCUGUACGACUGGGCCAUCUGAGCCGGCCGUACCUCAGCCUGGUACUGCCUGCCCUGGCGGCGGACUAUGAGCGCCUGGGGCCCUCACAGGAAGCGUGGUUCCCGCUAAAUAUCAUGGAGGCAGCUUUUGUGUCCAACUUCGCCAGUACACCCGAGAACGAACGGGUCCGACUGCUUCCCCACAGGUUGCUUCGAGAUGACCGUUGGAUGUUGAGUUCGUUGGCGGCCAGGCCCAGAAGGAAGUGUAUCACCGAGUCUUGGAGCCCCAACGCCACGUUUAGAUGGCACAUCAAGAUGCAGGACCUGCAGGACGCUGUACGGCGGAUGGACGGUGGGCGCACAGAGUGUGUUUACGUGACGUUCGACAUGCACCACCACCAUCACCACCAGCACCAUCACCACCAGCAAGACUACUUGGUCGGAUUGGGCUUUCACUGGUCGGUCGGCAUUCAGCUCAUCGAUUUGAAGUCGGGUUCGGCGAUGGUGUGCCUGUUCUGCAGUCUCCCCCCCACCCUGGCCCCCAUUGGGUCCCGGCUGAGCGAGGAGGAGGCCGGCGACCUGCUGCCGGCCGUCGUCCCCAUCUCUGCUCUACUGGUAGUGCACAGCCCCAAUUCACGGGGGGAGUUUCGGGCGGUGUUUGACGCGGUUGAGCGAAUAAGAGCAUUGACAAGUGAGCUUUCAGCCGCGAUACGUGCUGCGCUGUGUCUGUCGCUCGACGUGUGCGGUUUCACCUUGCAUCAGCUGGGCGAUUUGCCCACGUAUUUGCUGCUGCUGCUGCUGCUUCUUGCAUCGAUGAGCUUGAUUUGUGUCGACUACAGGCCCUUCAUGCAAAGGUAG
Molecule: messenger RNA, 1788 nt
Organism: Volvox carteri f. nagariensis
Lineage: Eukaryota; Viridiplantae; Chlorophyta; Chlorophyceae; Chlamydomonadales; Volvocaceae
Exons: 4
Coding region: 1-1788 (595 amino acids)
Source: RefSeq, a predicted model, not a curated record